Molecule: messenger RNA, 1236 nt
Organism: Ziziphus jujuba (common jujube)
Lineage: Eukaryota; Viridiplantae; Streptophyta; Magnoliopsida; Rosales; Rhamnaceae
Product: serine/arginine-rich SC35-like splicing factor SCL30
Exons: 8
Coding region: 166-1002 (278 amino acids)
Molecular function (GO): RNA binding
Source: RefSeq, a predicted model, not a curated record
CCCAACAGUUGUUGUUAAUGUUGGGGUUUAAAAGACCAAAUGUAUAGACGAAGCAAACAUCGUCGUCUCCAAAAUCUUCAGAUCUAAUAAGUAAAAAUCAAAAACUCCAAAACUAAGUCUCACUCUCUCUCUGUCGGCAACCGCUGCGCGUGUACAGGCGGUGCCAUGAGGAGGUACAGUCCACAGUACUAUAGUCCUCCUAGGAGAGGAUAUGGUGGUCGAGUAAGAAGCCCUCCAAGAAGGGGAUAUGGUGGAGGUGGAGGUGGAGGUGGAGGUGGAGGUGGUGGAUAUGGAAGGCGCAAGGAGCAGACUCAUGGAAGCCUCUUGGUCAGAAACAUUCCUCUUGAUUGCAGACCAGAAGAACUGCGGAUUCCAUUUGAGAGAUUUGGGCUUGUUAGGGAUGUCUACAUUCCAAAGGACUAUUACACAGGGGAACCUCGAGGAUUUGCAUUUGUGCAGUUUGUGGAUGCCUAUGAUGCUUCAGAGGCUCAGUAUCAUAUGAAUGGGCAGAUAUUUGCAGGACGGGAGAUAUCAGUGGUUGUUGCCGCAGAGACCCGGAAAAGGCCAGAGGAGAUGCGUCAAAGGUCUAGGGUUAGGGGACCAUCAAGCUAUGGAGGACGACGAUCAUCUUAUUAUGGACGUUCACGAUCCCGCUCUCUGUCUCUAUCACGCUCUCCUCGCUAUCCAUCGGGUUCUAGAAGUCGCUACCGCUCUAGGUCAAUCUCUCCUACUCUCAAGCGUCGUGAAUAUUCUGUCUCCCCUGGUAGAAGGCAUGCAGACCAUCCAAGAUCACCAAGAGGUCCUCCACGAGAGCGAGAUGGUGACCACAAUCGUAGGUCAUAUUCUCCUGGUUAUGAUCGUGAUGCUGAGCAAGAUCGGAACAAUGAUGGGUUUGGCAAGAAAUCUGCAUUUGAAUCUGAGGAUGUACGUGGGCAUUGGAGGUCACCUGGCAGAACAUCAAGAUCGCCAGCAGGGUCUAAUGGUAGAUCUGCUGACUUGUGACCUCGGCCUAGCCAGAAUUAUUGGGCAACAAGAAUCCUCCAACUUAAAUUUGGUCAUGGAAGUUUGGCUUGUCAAUUACCAACGCCCUUAUAUUUUAGCACUAUAUUUGAUGUUAUGCAUCUUGCAGAUUGUUGAGCAAUGAGUUAGCUUCUAGACUUCCUGUGCAAUUAUGUUAAGAAGUAAAAAGAUCUUUUUGUUUCUGUUUACCAACUGUUAUAGAGUGGUUUUUUAUGA